This is a messenger RNA of Paramecium tetraurelia, 1326 nucleotides long. RefSeq lists its product as uncharacterized. The record is from RefSeq and is a predicted model, not a curated record. Gene Ontology annotation, biological process: activation of GTPase activity. The transcript is spliced from 2 exons. Gene Ontology annotation, molecular function: GTPase activator activity. NCBI's taxonomy places the organism in Eukaryota, Ciliophora, Oligohymenophorea, Peniculida, Parameciidae.
AUGGGAAAUUAAACUUUGUGUGCUGGUGAAGGGAAUGAAGUUUAGGUUUAAGCAGAGAUUAAGAACAAAUAGAGGAAAGUGACCUACGUUCAACAGUUUGCCAAGUUGGAUAAUGAAUAACCAAAUAAAUAAUCAUUAAUUGCCACCCAUUCAAGCGAGAAAAUCUAAACUAACUCUCUUAAUGAUUGGCUUGAGACUCUUCAUGAAUCUGUACUAAUAAGUUAAAUUGAUCACUAAUGUUAUGAGGCAUCUACUAAAUAUUUCUCUGAAAUUGAUGAUUCCGAAGACACUGAUGAUCCUUCGACUUCCACCAUUGAUCAAAAAGAUCUUAAUGAAUAUCAGAAGAACUAUCCUUAUUGUAAUUCUAUUUUGGAUAUGAUAAUCAUCAAUUUCUAUGUCUUGUAAAAAUAUGAAUUUAAAAUGAAACUUAUUGGAGGGCCUCCAAAAUAAAGAAUGAGAUGGUCUUGUUGGUAAUUGAUGGCCUACAUUCCCAAAUGCACUAUACAAUCUGAUCAUUUAUCGUUUGUUGACGAAGAUAAAAAAUAAGUUUUUAAAAUAAAAAAAGAUACACAUAGAACUGUUUCAACUAAAGAUAUUAAAUACUUUGAAUCUGGCCAAGGUAAAUAAGACCUUGAAAAAGUAUUGAUUAAACUAUCCAAAUUAUUUCCAAAACUAGGUUAUUGUUAAGGUAUGAACUUUCUAGCGGGUUUUACUUUGAUCAUUAAUAACAAAAAUGUCACUUAGAGUCUUUAAUUCUUGGCUCAGAUGAUGAUCAAUCCGAAAUUCCUAAUUUAUUAUCUUUUUUCAGAAGAAAUUCCCCUAUUGAAAUUACUUGAAUUUAUUUGCUAAUAAGAAAUUAAAUUUAAGAUUCCUGAUCUCCAUUAACAUAUUUAUCAUAAGUUGGAGGUCUCCAAUGCAUUUUGGCUUACUAAAAUAAUAAUGACUAUGUUCUUAUACAAUUUUCAUCUCAACAAUGUAUGCAGAUUCUGGGAUUUCAUUUUAGCAACAAAUAUAUUUUAAAUAUCAACCAUCAUUUGCUCAUUUCUCGAAAUUUAUAGAAAUCAAAUAUUUCAAAUGGAUGAUUUAAAUGCUUUUAUAAUAUGGUUUGAUAAACACUAAAAUGAAGAAAUUCCUGAUAGUCAAAUGAACUAUCUAAUCUCAAAGUCUUGCAAGUAAAUUAUUAAAAAAGAAAAAAUAAACUCCUAUGCAAAUUUAUACUGCAUAGGCCAUACGAAUAAUCAUCAAUUGCAAAUUGAAAUUGCGAACGAUUACCAAAAAAUGACAGGAGUAAGAAACUUUAUUAAAAAGGACAUAUUUGAUUAAUGA